UCUCGAUCUGCGCGGUCUUCUGCGUCCUCUACAGCAACACAGGUUGAGCACUGGGUGCUACCUCACGGUCGACUGUCUUGAGGAUACGACCGACGUCGACAGUACUAACACGUUCGUUCUAGCAGCACCAAUUUUUCUGCCAUCAUGGCUUCCUCUCGUUCUCUUGUUGCGAUUCUCGUUCACACUUUGGCAUAUCAGGCAAACGCUCGCCACCUCCACCAGUUCAAGCAUGAAGCGAUCAAUAUCCAACGAAGGCAGGUCGGGCCACCGAUCGAGGCAUCUCCGACCACGACACCUGAGGCUGUAGAGGCGCCUGCAACCAGUUCGGAACCAGUGGUCUUGACCUAUCUUACGCCAUCUCCUGGCGCGUCUCCUGUCGCCAUCACACAACAAAGUCAGCUCGAAACAUCCUAUGUUCCGCAGUUCACUCUUUGCGCGCUUCCUCCUGCCGCAGCUUAUCCGGUGACUCCACUGCCAACGAUGACUACGAUGUCAUCUCCAUGGCGUAACUACUCGCUGUCUAUUCCUCCUGGAAACGGCACCUGCACAACUAUCUACAGCCCUACUCAGACCAUGGUCUGCGCGACCACCUUGACUGGACUUGUCGAGAAAUAUACGGUCAGCAGGUGCGACCAAGACAUUACCUUUUCGACCGAAUAUGGCUAUGUUUUAGCGUCUCCUACGGCAGACGCAGAUGCCAGUGCACUCGCGACGACAGAUGCGACAAUUACACCUCGUCCAACAGUGCAGCGUUUGACCACUUACUAUCUUGCGCCAUGGCAAGCUAUGACCGCUGGAGAGGCCCCUUCGGACGUUGAUCUCAAGGUUUGCGCCUUAUACGCCAAUGGCACAGAGGAGUGCAUUCACCAAUACGAAGUCUGGCGCACCUCUCUGGUCACGGCAUCAGCAACUCGCACUACAUCAGUUAAUAUCUCCACAACCUUGCACGGUCUCAGCCAAGUCAUCGUCGAGACUUAUGUCGCGAAUGUCACGGAGCAAGUCACCACGUUCUCCAUGUCGACUACCAUGGAAUUCGAGUACGCUACAGAGGUCAUUACUACCCAAAGAGCGAGUGCGAGCGGUACGAUUACGGGGCCGACGAGCUAUGUGACUGUCACUUUGGAGAAUGCUUCUUCGACUUUUCGCCCAACUAUAAUCACCACGAGGACUUCGACCAUCCGCCGCACUAGCACUACCACCGUCUACGAUGGCUACACCACUGUAACUCUCCCUGACGCGGAGGCGGCUCCUACUGAAGCUCCGGCUUCUCCAGAGGAAUCGCCGGAUUGGGUCUCGAUGCUCGGCAUACAGACUGCGCGGAAGCGAAAGCAAUAGGUGAUUAGACAUCAAAGAAGGCGUGAGUGGUCACAUUGCUGUAUUCAAGAAAUGUAGCGCAGGUCGUUUUGCUGUCGAUUCAAUGUGAUUGCUCGUCAUUGUCCAGGCGUUCCCACGGCAUUCCAACUGGUGGAUAGAGAAGCGUGUCAGUUCGUGUUGCGCGUGUCAUCACUAUUGAAUAUCUCCCUCUGACAAGCUACUGUUCCCCUGAACACCGCCUUUGAGGAGAGCGGCUCUUGCGGUUCUUGGUGGCCAUUGUGCUCCAAGCAUUGCAUAUCUGUAGCUGUGGUGCCCUAGGUCGCCUCAGCCGACACUGAUGAUGAUCUAUUAAUCUUGCUGGUGGCGCUAGACGCAAAAAGCCGAAAUGGCUCUGAGUGACCGCAUGGGAGCAAGCUCACAGCUUGUGCAGUCCGCACACUUCUGCUGUGGUGCUGUCGAAAGCGGAGAAUCGUUGGCCAAGAAGGCCAAUAGCGCGUGCUUGCUUCACAGGUGUCAUUCCUGCCAGAGCCGAUUGUAUCUGUACCUCGCGGCGCUGCUUACACAUGAGUGGCAAAUUUGAUCUACGAUCGAAGCGCAGGUUUGGAAAAAUCGAGUGUGCAAGAUGCGAUCUUAGCGUUUCUGGUAUUUCAAGCCUCUCGUCCACCUGUGCUUUAGUGCUACCGGUGUCCUCCCAGGUAGCAUUGUGGCGUGAAUGGACUUGUACGUCAUGCCUGCUUCGCAACCUUUGACCAAUGCUUCGUCCUCCGCGGUCGUCCAUCUGUUAAAAGAUUGGGUCAUUGGCAACCCCAUCGCCCUCGCAGCAGCUUGCAGACCUCUAAUUGAGCGCGAUGGCAUGAGGUGCGCAAUUUCCCGCCAGGGCAAUCCCUGGCUCACCAAGUCUCUCAGUUUCUGCUGUUCCUCGUCAGUCCACCUGCAUCUGGAUGACUGUGUCGUCCCGGGCUCUGGCGGCAUGUCCUUUCGUCGGAGCCGGGCAAGUCUUCUCUCCAACGCCCCCCUCGAGCGUUGUGGCAAGGCUGAUAAUACUGUGGUCCACGGUUUGCACUCAGACCGUAAGCGCAAGAGUGUUUCAUCUUCGGCCUGGGAGUACGGAGCUUGCUUCUUGAAUCUUGUCAAGUUCAAUCUCUCUCGACGACGGGUGACAGCAUACAACGUACGACCAGGAAACAUGUCGGCCAUGUCCAUCACCGCGAUUUCUUUGGCGCUCAGAUCAACCAGCAUCUGGUCUUCCUUCGGCGUCCAUCGCUGCCGCCUGCUGGUUGAUACAGCCGAAGAUCGUAUGAGUGAUGCUCCGGACCGUCCAAUCGUCGAGGCGUAAGAGAGGAUCGGCCGCGCCAAAAGAACAGAAGAUGCGUGCUUGCAGCUGGCUAGUAUUCUUUGCCACAUAAUUCAGCUUUGAACAGAAGUCGUAUGCAGAGCUCUUCGAUUCUCAAUCCAUGCGUCCCGAACAUCCGGCUCCUAAUCUCCAGGUGGCCAAAUACUCCCUCCUCUGUUUCGUGACCAGCGCUAUGCAAUGUGAUCUGACCUCUUGUGUGGGAAAAUCUUCUUGAUCG
Messenger RNA from Cercospora beticola, 2885 nucleotides. RefSeq lists its product as uncharacterized. The record is from RefSeq and is a predicted model, not a curated record. Lineage: Eukaryota; Fungi; Ascomycota; Dothideomycetes; Mycosphaerellales; Mycosphaerellaceae.